Triticum aestivum (bread wheat) is the source of this 717-nucleotide messenger RNA. Its product is annotated as ice-structuring protein-like. Lineage: Eukaryota; Viridiplantae; Streptophyta; Magnoliopsida; Poales; Poaceae. The transcript has 2 exons. The record is from RefSeq and is a predicted model, not a curated record. Bases 63 to 368 code for a protein of 101 amino acids.
GUCUCUCACCGGCACACAGACGCUUCUCCGUCUCUAAAAAACCCUCUCCGCACGGGCACGCCAUGGACAAUCCUCCGGCCGGCAACGUGGUCAAUCCUCCGGCAGCUGCGGCGGCGGGCAACAACGUGGCGGAUCCUCUUCCUCCGGCGGCGGCAGCAGAAGCAGACAUCGUGGCCAAUCCUCCUCCGGCGGCGGCGGCAGCAGCAGCAGCAAACAACGUGGCCAAUCCUCCAGCGGCGCCGGGUCCUGCUGCAGUGGAUGCCCGAUGGAAAAAGGAGGACAAGACGCAUGCCAUCAUAUUUCUGGUCGCUGCGGCGAUCGCUCUGCUUCUUGUGGUGCUGUUGAUUAUCCAUCCGUGGAAGAAGUAGCGAAGAGUUAGUCAUUUGCCAGGUCAGGUUUCCGAUGGUAAGAUAGGAGCGCUAGAAUGAAUAAAUAGAUCAUCCAAAAUAUGUACCAUUGUACCUGGUAAUACUGUGACGCGUCUUGGCCAACUGCGUGCAAUUAGCUCAAGUCCAAUCAGUGGCGAAUCUUGGAGAAAAAUCAAGGGCAGGCUCAAAGUCAAUGGCAAGAAGAAAAAAGCCACCAAGUCUCAAUUCCUUUGUUCAAAGAAGGCUAGAAUUUGCCAUAAUACUACUAGAAACAUGUACUAUUAACUACCAAUUUCCUUUUUCCAUUGCUGGAGGGCAGACUCAAGCCUAUUAAAGCCUGCCCAGUUCA